Dipodomys spectabilis (banner-tailed kangaroo rat) is the source of this 6480-nucleotide messenger RNA. It is a transcript of the gene Nup214, whose product is annotated as nucleoporin 214. NCBI's taxonomy places the organism in Eukaryota, Metazoa, Chordata, Mammalia, Rodentia, Heteromyidae. Gene Ontology annotation, cellular component: nuclear pore. The record is from RefSeq and is a predicted model, not a curated record. Bases 88 to 6324 code for a protein of 2078 amino acids. Gene Ontology annotation, molecular function: protein binding; structural constituent of nuclear pore. The transcript has 36 exons. Gene Ontology annotation, biological process: RNA export from nucleus; protein import into nucleus.
AGGAGGUUGGCUUCCGAGCGGCCCAGGCUGGGUGAAGAAGGCCGCAGGUGGUCGCGGCGGCCGCUUGGACAAGCUGAGGACGGCGCGAUGGGAGACGAAAUGGACGCCAUGAUCCCUGAGCGGGAGAUGAAGGAUUUUCAGUUUAGAGCAUUGAGGAAGGUGAGAAUCUUCGACACCCCAGAAGAGUUACCCAAGGAGCGCUCAAACCUGCUUGCCAUGUCUAACAAGUAUGGUCUGCUCUUUGCUGGAGGAGCCCGUGGGUUGCAAGUUUUUCCUACUAGAAACCUUCUUAUUCAAAACAAACCUGGAGAUGAUCCCAAUAAAAUAGUUGAUAAAGUCCAAAGCUUGCUGGUUCCUAUGAAAUUCCCAAUCCAUCACCUGGCCCUGAGCUGUGAUAACCUUACGCUGUCUGUGUGCAUGAUGUCCAGUGAAUAUGGCUCCAUUAUCGCCUUUUUUGAUGUUCGCACAUUCUCAAAUGAGGCAAAACAGCAAAAACGCCCAUUUGCCUACCAUAAGCUCCAGAAAGAUGCUGGCGGCAUGGUGAUUGAUAUGAAAUGGAACCCUACGGUCCCCUCCAUGGUGGCCGUUUGUGUGGCUGAUGGCAGCAUUGCCGUCCUGCAAGUCACAGAUGCGGUGAAAGUGUGCGCCACUCUCCCUCCCUCAGUGGCAGUUACGUCGGUGUGCUGGAGCCCCAAGGGAAAGCAGCUGGCAGUGGGAAAGCAGAACGGAACUGUGGUGCAGUACCUUCCUACUUUACAAGAAAAAAAAGUCAUCCCUUGUCCUCCAUUUUAUGAGUCAGAUCAUCCUGUCAGAGUUUUAGAUGUGCUCUGGAUCGGUACCUAUGUCUUCACAAUUGUAUAUGCUGCUGCGGAUGGCACCUUGGAAACAUGUCCAGAUGUAGUGAUGGCUCUGCUUCCGAAAAAGGAAGAGAAGCACCCAGAGAUAUUUGUCAACUUCAUGGAGCCCUGCUACGGCAGCUGCACGGAACGACAACACCAUUACUACCUCCACUACAUCGAAGAAUGGGACUUAGUGCUGGCAGCGUCUGCGGCUUCCACAGAAGUUAGUAUCCUCGCUCGCCAGAGCGAUCAGAUUAAUUGGGAAUCUUGGCUACUGGAGGAUUCUAGUCGAGCCGAACUGCCUGUGACAGACAAGAGUGAUGACUCCUUGCCUAUGGGGGUGGCCAUAGAUUAUACCAACCAGGUGGAAAUCGCCAUCAAUGAUGAAAAGACUCUUCCUCCUGCUCCAGUUCUCCUGUUACUUUCAACAGAUGGUGUACUCUGUCCAUUCUAUAUGAUUAAUCAAAAUCCUGGGGUUAGGUCCCUAAUCAGGACCCCGGAGCGGCUCUCAUUAGAAGGGGAGCGACAGCCCAAGUCCUCAGGAAGUACUCCCACCACCCCAACCUCCUGCCAGGCCCCACAGAAACUGGAUGCCUCUGCAGCAGCGGCCCCCUCCUCCCUUGCACCUGUGGCCCCUGCUGCUCCCAUUGCCACUUUCCCUUUGUCCUCUGUUGGGGGACCCCCAGCCAUCUUCUCCUUUGGCUCUUCAUCCUUGAAGUCAUCUGCUUCUGUCCCAGGGGAGCCCCCUCCACAUCUCAGCGGCUCUGACAAUCCCAAAGCGGCCCCAGGGCCUGGUGCUCCCACCUUCUCCUUUGCUCCUCCUUCUAAGGCCCCCCUCGCCCCAGCCCCUGCAGCCUCACCCCUGGCCCCAUCAGCUGCCUCCUUCUCCUUCGGAUCAUCGGGUUUUAAGCCCACUUUGGAAAGCACACCAGUGUCAACUGCGCCUGCUCCCAACUCUGGAAUGAAGCCCUCCUUCUCACCCUCAGCCUCUGCUGUCAAGGUCAACCUGAGCGAAAAGUUCACCGCUGUGACCUCCAAUGCUCCUGUUCAUAGCUCCUCUAGUGCACCCUCCGUGCUGCCAUUCUCUUCUGCCACCAAGCCAGCCGCUUCCGGUCUGCUCAGCCACCCUACACCUCUCCCAGCAUCAUCCAGCUCCUUGCCUUUGAAGUCCUCAGUCUCUCCCUCACCAUCAGCAGGGCGAUCAGCUCAAAGCAGCCCAAGUCCAGUACCCUCAAUGGUUCAGAAAUCUCCCAGGAUAACCCCUCCAGUGGCCAAGGCAAGCUCUCCCCAGGUGAAGUCCCUUCAGCCUCCUGUCACAGAAAAGCAAGGACAUCAGUGGAAAGAGUCAGAUCCUGUGAUGGCUGGAAUCGGAGAGGAGAUCGCCCACUUCCAGAAGGAGCUAGAAGAGUUGAAGGCCCGGACUUCCAAAGCCUGUUUCCAGGUGGGCACUGUGGAGGAGAUGAAGCUGCUGCGGACAGAGUCAGAUGACCUGCACACCUUCCUGCUGGAGAUUAAGGAAACCACAGAGUCUCUCCAUGGAGACAUAAGUACAUUGAAGACAACUUUGCUGGAAGGAUUUGCUGGUGUGGAAGAAGCCAGAGAACAGAAUGGACGAAAUCACGACUCUGGGUAUCUCCACCUCCUCUACAAAAGGCCUCUGGAUCCCAAGAGUGAGGCUCAGCUCCAGGAAAUUCGGCGCCUUCAUCAAUACGUAAAAUUUGCGGUCCAGGAUGUGAAUGAUGUUCUAGACUUGGAGUGGGAUCGGCAUCUGGAACAAAAAAGAAAACAAAAGCGCCUGCUCGUGCCAGAGCGAGAGACACUGUUCAACACGCUGGCCAACAAUCGGGAAAUUAUCAACCAACAGAGAAAGCGGCUGAAUCACCUGGUGGACAGCCUCCAGCAGCUCCGCCUUUAUAAACAGACAUCCUCCUGGAGCCUGCCCUCCGCCCUUCCCACGCAGAGCACCACUGACAGUUUUGACAGUGAUCUGGAAAGCCUGCGCAACGCUUUGCUAAAAACCACCCUCGAAUCUCACUCCAAGCCUUGGCCCAGAGUACCAGCUAAACUGUCCCCAGUGAAACAGGCCCAGUUGAGAAACUUCUUGGCCAAGAGGAAGACCCCACCCGUGAGGUCCACAGCUCCAGCCAGCCUGUCUCGCUCAGCCUUCCUGUCUCAGAGAUACUAUGAAGACUUGGAUGAAGUGAGCUCGACCUCCUCCAUCUCCCAGUCUCUGGAGAGCGAAGAUGCCCGGGUUCUCUGCAAGGACGAGGAGGCGGUGGUCCAGGUCCCUCGGCACGCGCCCGUGGUCCGCACUCCUUCUAUCCAGCCCAGCCUCUUGCCCCAGAUGACUCCUUUUGCCAAGUCUCAUCUGGCCCAUGGCGCCUCCCCUGCCGCCAUGGGAACUUCCAUGUCUACAUCCACCAGCAAAAUCAUUCCUCAGGGGGCAGACAGCACGAUGCUGGCGACGAAAACUGUGAAGCACGGCGCCCCCGGCCCUUCCCACCCCAUCGCUGCCCCCCAGGCGGCCGCCGCUGCAGCCCUGAGACGCCAGAUGGCCAGUCAGGCGCCAGCUGUGAGCACUUUGACUGAAUCCACUUUGAAGACUGUCCCUCAAGUGGUGAAUGUGCAGGAGUUGAAGAGUACCCCUGCAGUCCCGUCUACAGCCCUGGGUUCUUCAGUGCCGUGCUCCGCAGCUAAAGCUCCUCACCCAGUGCUAGCCCCCGUGGCUGCCAGCCAGGCCAAGCAGGGCUCUCUGAUACCUUCCCUAAAGCCGUCAGGUUCCAUGCCACCACCCGGUCACUUGUCCUCUGGUGACAAAGCCUCAGGGCCAGCCAAGACAGAAGCAGCUGUGAGCUCCACGCCGUCUGCCGCGGGACACUUCAGCAAGCCUUUCUCCUUCACUCCCUCUGGAGCUGGCUUUAAUUUUGGGAUAAUUGCACCAACACCGUCUUCUAAUUUCACUGCCACCCAAGCGGUGACACCAGCCACCAAAGAGUCAAACCAGCUGGAGACGUUGUCGUUGGGCGGGGGAGGCCAGCCUUUCUACGAGCCCAUCCCAGAGGGCUCCUCCCCUGCCGAAGCCGAGUCUCCGGCGUCCAGCAGCAGGCCAGCCGCCCCGCCCGGGGCCGCCCUGGCCGCCACCACCUCCUCCAGCAAGCUGGAGACGCCAUCCAAGUGGGGAGAGCUGCUGUUCCCAAGCUCUGCGUCUGGGGAGACGCUCGGCAGUUUCUCAGGCCUGCGGGUGGGCCAGGCCGAGGACUCUGCCAAGCCACCCAGUAAGGCUCCGCCCGCCAGCCUGUCCGGUGGCCAGCCAGCCAAGCCCAGCGUGUCCUCGGGCUUUAGCUUCCCGGGCUCUGCGGCAUUAGGGAAGCCCGCCGAGCCCCCCACCACCUCCGCGCCCACCAGCACUGCAGCGCCCAGCACCAGCGCCAGCGGUUCCUCCACUGCGGUCUUUGGCAGUCUCAGCAGCACGGGACCUGCUGGGGUGGCCAGUUUUGGGGGGAUGUCUCUGGGCAGCAGCAAGUCUAGCUUUUCAUUUGGAAGCCCGCAGAUCAGUAACCCAAGCUCCUUGCCUGCCCCCCUGCCAGCCUCCUCGGCCCCUGCCCUCCCAGCGCCCUUCCCCACCCUGUCCUUCAGCAGCCUCCUGAGCUCGCCCACUGCUUCCCCCCUGCCCGGGUCUUCUGGAAAGUGCCCUGAAGAGCCCCAGGCAUCGGCUGCACCUGAGAAGUCAGGCCACGGUGAGGCCUCGGCGCCCACAGCCUCACUCCCAGCACAGCCCGCGGCGGCCCAGCCUCAGCCCCCGCCUCCGCCGCCAGCCUCCGACACCAGUAAAAAAGAACCCGUGCUCACGCAGCCGGCAAUCGGGAGUCCCUGCACCACGGCAUCUGCCGCCAGCCACACGGCCCCCUCUGCUGAGGCCACCCCAGCGGCCGUGGGGAGCCCCGACGUCAAGACGGAGGCAGCCUCUCCCGCAUCCACCUUCGCCGCCCCCACGCAGGCCGCCGUGGGAGCAGCUCCGCUCCCGGCUGCGGGCCCAGGGGCCGUCGAAGCUGCAGGCACCCCUACCAGCAGCAACACCGUGCCCAGCACUGCCCCAGGCCCUACCACAGACACAGCAGUGUUUGGCACUGUCACUUCGGGCUCCUCAGUCUUCACCCAGCCACCCGCCGUCAGCUCGGCGUUCAGCCAGCUCUCCAGCAGCACAGCCUCUGCCCCUGCGCCCAGCCCGGUGUUUGGUCAGGUGGCGGCCAGCACCGCACCAAGCCUAUUCGGGCAGCAGACGGGCAGCAUCGCCAGCACUGCCGCCACCACACAACAGGCCAGCAGCCCAGGGUUUGGCAGCCCUGCCUUCGGCACUUCUGCUUCCGGGGCCUUUGGACAGGCGACAUUUGGUCAGGCCCCGGCCUUUGGACAGGCCACAAGCAGCCCAGCUGGCGGCUUUUCCUUCAACCAGCCUGGGUUCGGUUCUGGGCCCGCCUUUGGCCAAGCCGUGUCCUCCACCCCCUCGUCCACCACGGGAAACGUCUUCGGGGCUUCCUCGAGCGCCAGCAGCUCUGGCUCCUUCUCAUUUGGACAGUCUUCUACCAACACGGGCGGGGGGCUAUUUGGCCAGAGCAACGCUCCCGCGUUCGGCCAGAGCCCCAGCUUUGGGCAGGGAGGCACAGUGUUCGGCGGCACCUCGGCCACCACGUCCACAGCGGCACUCUCGGGGUUUAGCUUCUGUCAAGCUUCAGGUUUCGGAUCUAAUAACACUGGUUCUGUGUUUGGUCAAGCCGCCAAUACUGGUGGAACAGUCUUUGGCCAGCAGUCCCCCACUUCCAGCGGGAGCGUGUUCGGGUCUGGAAACGCUGGGAGAGGGGGAGGCUUCUUCAGCGGCCUUGGAGGAAAACCCAGCCAGGACGCAGCCAACAAAAACCCGUUCAGCUCGGCCAGCGGGAGCUUUGGAUCUACAGCCACCCCAAACACCUCCAACCUGUUUGGAAACAGCGGGGCGAAGACCUUCGGCGGGUUCGGCAGCUCGUCGUUUGGAGAGCAGAAGCCGGCCGGCACGUUCAGCUCUGGAGGCGGAAGUGUGGCGUCCCAAGGCUUCGGCUUCUCCACGCCCAGUAAAACAGGUGGCUUCGGUGCUGCUCCAGUGUUUGGCAGCCCUCCUACUUUCGGGGGAUCCCCUGGGUUUGGAGGGGUGCCAGCAUUCGGUUCAGCCCCAGCCUUUACAAGCCCUCUGGGCUCGACGGGAGGCAAAGUGUUCGGAGAGGGCACUGCGGCCGCCAGCGCGGGAGGAUUCGGGUUCGGGAGCAGCAGCAACACCACGUCGUUCGGCACGCUGGCCAGCCAGAACACGCCCUCCUUCGGAUCGCUGUCCCAGCAGACAUCAGGGUUUGGGGCCCAGAGCGGCAGCUUCUCCGGGUUUGGAUCGGGCUCUGGAGGCUUCACCUUCGGAUCAUCCAACUCUUCUGCCCAGGGCUUCGGCGGCUGGAGAAGCUGAGCGCCGCGGGCAUCGCCUCCAGUUCUGCGACCGGCUGCGGGCACCACGGAACAGUCUGAACCAGACACACCCCGAAACAAGAGACCAAAGCUGGGAGAUGCCUGGCUGUCCUAUGCCUGUUGGGUUUUUCCCUGCUAUUAAACCAUGCGGGCUGUU